Penicillium macrosclerotiorum is the source of this 1527-nucleotide messenger RNA. RefSeq lists its product as uncharacterized. The coding region runs from base 1 to 1527 and encodes 508 amino acids. The transcript is spliced from 4 exons. The record is from RefSeq and is a predicted model, not a curated record. NCBI's taxonomy places the organism in Eukaryota, Fungi, Ascomycota, Eurotiomycetes, Eurotiales, Aspergillaceae.
AUGGCGUCACGUCGGCUCGACAACCUGUCGCACGAGACCGCGCACUCUGCUGCGACCGAGAAUCAAACAGUUCGGACCGCCGAUUUCCUCUGGAUAGAUUAUCAAGAAGGUAACUCACAAGACCGAGAAUUGACGCGAUCAAAACAUGCCUUUAUAAGGACCAGACAUCAUCGGCUGCGAAAGGACACCCAGAUGCAGCAUUUUCGCGCAUCCGUCCAAGCCCGGCCCGUCGAUCACCCAUCCCCCUCGUCUACCAACAAUCUGAUUCAAAAGCAACCUCAGGGAAAUGUCGGUAAUGAUGGGAACGAUGAAGUCUCGCGAGCCUCUUUACAGAUCUACGGUCUCGAGGCAGGAGUCCUUGACGGCUUUCCUAGCUUGGCAUCGGGCACCCGCCAAAAUCCUAAUAUUUAUUUUCAUCAUUACCGUGUUCACAGCGCAAAGUCUUGCUUCCCUCUCUGCUCGAAGGACGUCACUGUUUGGUUCUGGAAAAAAGCCCUGGAUGACCCCGCGUUGAUGCAAAUCAAGCUUUCCAUUAGCGCAUCUCAUCGAGCAGCUAUUCUGGGAAGCUAUGGCUCUUCGGCAGCAAGUGCGCAAAAACACACACAGGAUGCGCUUCGCUUGCGGGUUGGGACCAUCAAGUCUCUUCGGUCAAUCUUGCACAGCACGUCAAAAAUAUAUACUGAGUCAACUAUCUUCAUUAUCGCUCACUUGAUCGUUUCAGAGGCGAUCGAAGCCAACAUUGCAGCUGUUAACGCGCACAUGAAUGGCAUGAAAAAAAUAAUCGCCGCCACGGGCGGAUUGGACCUUCUCGACCAUGGAACACUUGCUUUGAUUUAUAGCUGUGAAAUCCUGAGGGGAAUGAUUGGAACCACACCACCUGCAGUUCGAAUGUGCGCCAAGUUUGAAGACCGGAUCAUCAAGGAGUCACUUUCAUACAAAUUGAACGAGCUUCCCACGAGGCGAUCAACGGUUGGAUUGCAUUUCUUUGAUGCCUCGUGGUCGAAACAUAUACAAUCAAAGUUCAAGCCGAUCAUCCAGUCAUUUCAAAGCCUCAUCACGUUCUAUGAAAACUUGGAUAUUGUUCAGCUCGAGCCAAUGUCUGUUGAAAACGAUCAUCUGCUAUUUCUGGGCUAUCAGCUGUUAUCAUUACCUUAUCUAUGCUCACUCACUCCUUUCGAAGAGACCAUACGCCUCUCGAUCUUUGUCUAUGCUUCAUGCAGAAUAUGGUCCUUCUAUGGAACCUCUUGCUUGGAAGUUCUAGUCGAGACUCUCCGAGAAAGCAUUUCCACGAGCUUUGUGGUCCUUGAGAGUGUUGCAUCUGAUCUACUGUUCUGGAUCUUGUUCAUAGGUAGUCUCGCUUCCAAGGGAAUGAAGUGCCACUCGUGGUAUCUAGGACUUCUUACUGAUCUUGCAGAUAAAUUGUUUCUGGAGGGCUGGGACAGCGUGGUCUCGAUAUUGGAGAGAUAUUUCUUCAGAUUUCGCUCCGAAGAUGAUCCAGCGAAGGAAAUCUGGAACUCUGCAUUUUGA